Molecule: messenger RNA, 785 nt
Organism: Stegodyphus dumicola
Lineage: Eukaryota; Metazoa; Arthropoda; Arachnida; Araneae; Eresidae
Molecular function (GO): DNA binding
Source: RefSeq, a predicted model, not a curated record
CUUAAUUCGUUAACCCGGUGCAUUUAACUGAAUGGAGGAGUCAAUCCGGGUACUUUUAAGAGGAACGUCAAAGCUUCCUUACACUUCAAUAGGGAAAGAGGUAACAAUUGAAGAUGCUGAAAAAGUCUGGAAAACUGUAGAAGUUUUCAUUCAUGAAAAUAUUUGCAAGAACAAGAGUGUUGUAAUCCGCCAAAUCGGAACCUUUUGUGUCAAAGAGACGAAAAUUCCGCUCGCACAUAAUCCAUUAAGAUAUCUCUUCAAGAGAACACCAAUGUUCUACGCUGCCUCACAAAUGUGCUUAUAUUUCAGAAUAAAGCCUUCUAGAGCAGAAGAUAUUCCUCCAAUCACCUUUCUCAAUCCUUCGACUAUCGCACAGCGUUGCCACAUCUCUAGACACAAAGUAAAUGAAUUAAUCAAGGAAAUCAUUGUCUAUAUCUAUAGGUGUCUUGCAGCAAAUUCCGAAGCGAAAUUGCCUAUACAUGGUAUAGGAACUGUGAUUUUCAGAAGUGAUGCAGUUAAAGUAUCUUUCGAAAAAAGUUUUCUUACGGAAAUUCAAGGAAAUGAUUUGACUGAAAUACAUGAGCCAUGUUUGUAGUGAAACCAGCUUAUGAUAUUUAUAUUAUUUGAAACUAAUAUCUAAAUUUCAUGUUUAUUUUAAUUUAUUAUGCACAACUUUCUUUGUAAUUCAUAGUAUUACUUUUCCAUGAAUACUGUAUCAAACAAGUUGAUAUUUUACUCUGAAUUCCUUUUAUUUUUUUCCAAUGGCGGACACUUGCCUAUGUCGA